Messenger RNA from Impatiens glandulifera, 846 nucleotides. Its product is annotated as abscisic acid receptor PYR1-like. Gene Ontology annotation, cellular component: cytoplasm; nucleus. The transcript has a single exon. NCBI's taxonomy places the organism in Eukaryota, Viridiplantae, Streptophyta, Magnoliopsida, Ericales, Balsaminaceae. Gene Ontology annotation, biological process: abscisic acid-activated signaling pathway. The coding region runs from base 72 to 683 and encodes 203 amino acids. The record is from RefSeq and is a predicted model, not a curated record. Gene Ontology annotation, molecular function: signaling receptor activity; abscisic acid binding; protein phosphatase inhibitor activity.
UUAAAAUUCUCAAACUCCAAAUCUAGAAAUCUCCAUCUCUCUCUCUCUACUGAAUCCCUUCACCAAGAUCAAUGGCGGAAGAUCAAUCAGAAGUAAUCACAACGAAUCCUCAUCUCACAACACCUCCAGGCCUAACACCAGACGAAUUCGAAGAACUAAAACAAUUCAUAUCCGAAUUCCACUCCUACGAAAUCACCAACUCCGGCCAAUGUUUCUCAAUCCUCGCUCAACGCAUCCACGCUCCGCGCGAACUCGUCUGGUCAAUCAUCCGUCGAUUCGACAAACCUCAAACCUACAAACAUUUCAUCAAAAGCUGCUCUGUUAAAGAAGGAUUCACUAUCUGCGUCGGAUGCACGCGCGACGUCAACGUUAUUUCAGGUUUACCGGCGGCAACUAGUACUGAAAGACUGGAAUUACUUGACGAUGAUCGAUUCGUAUUCGGAUUUAGUAUCAUCGGCGGUGAACAUAGGAUGAGGAAUUAUCGUUCUGUUACGACUGUUCAUGAGAUUGAACGGAACGAUGAGAUCUAUUGUGUUGUUAUUGAAUCGUAUAUUGUUGAUGUUCCUGAAGGUAAUACUGAAGAAGAUACUCGUUUGUUUGCUGAUACUGUUGUGAAAUUGAAUCUGCAGAAACUUGCGUCGGUGACGGAAACUUUGGCUCGUGAUUCCGGUGAUCGGAAUUAAAUCUCUCAGGUUUGAUUAAUUGAAAAUAUGUUAAAGAUCUUGAGUUUGAUUUGGUUCGUUUUCUUUUCUGUUUGUUAAUGGAAUCACACUUUUAGCAUGUUAACUGCUUAAUUUGUUGUUAUUUUAUUAUGAUAAAUGAAUGAAUGCAUUGAAUUCUGUACAG